This is a messenger RNA of Pieris macdunnoughi, 1110 nucleotides long. The record is from the annotation of a GenBank genome assembly. Lineage: Eukaryota; Metazoa; Arthropoda; Insecta; Lepidoptera; Pieridae.
AUGGGAGAAUCGCCGUAUUUGACCUGUUUGGUUUUGUACAUAUUUUCGUUUCAAAUUAUUGUCACUAACUCCCGUACCUCUAAUAUUUGGAAAUUAGAUGCUGAACAAGGUCAAAUUAUUGACGGAACUACAGUAUCGCAGGAUGACUCUGAAAAAGCUAAAAUGACUGAAGAAGAUGUUGUUUUCAAUAUAAUAACAUCAACUGUAUAUUAUGGCAAUACUUGGACAAAGCACAGUUUUGAUAUGUUCUGCACUGACUGCCAGAUGUAUGAGCAACAGAGAAGUGCCUCUGAUAAUAGUGAAGAGAUUAAUCAACCAGACACCAAUACUGGUGAACCUGAAGAUGAAUACUUAGAUUGUGGAAAAGCAGUCAAUUUUACAUAUUAUGACAACCUGGUUGGAGUGGCUAGGCGUCAUAGACAUCCAAAUGUACCUGAACCUCAAAUCGCCCUUAUAUUUACAAGGAAAAAAACAUACAAAAACGGUGUAACCGAGUUAGACAUUAAUACACUUGAGAAGCGUCUUAAAAAAGCAAAAAGAGAAAAACCUAAAUCAGUGCAAUUGUACAAUCAGAUUGGUAACUUCUGGAGAAUCAAAGGUGAUACAAGACUGUCAAUUGAAUGUUUUAGACGAGCAUUGGCAGUUUCUCCUUAUAAUGCAGAGGUACUGCUGAACCUAGGACGCGUUCUGUUCACCCUUCAGUACUUAGACGACGCGAUCUAUUUGACGCGGCGCUCCCUCGAAGUACAACCGCCAGAUCGCAGUGCGUGGCAACAGUACUUUACCCUUGGAGAGAUAUUCAAGGCAUAUGGACAUUAUCAGGAAGCUGCUGUUCACUUAAGGCAUGCUCUGGAUCUCAGGCCAGACUUUGAGCCAGCACUGACUGCGCUUAAGGAUAUUGAGAAUAUACCUGAAGCCACAGUACAUGUGUACACCUUACUUAUUAUUGUUUGUUUGGUGAUGGGAGUACUCCUUGUGAUCCUAUCAUCAGUGGACAGCGGAGGCGAGGCGGACGAUCACAAAACGCAGCGUCACUUCAACCGCGCCAUGGCCAUGCGAUCUUUGCGAGGCGUGGUCGGAUCACGCGGACGUAAAAAGGGCGGGGCUUAA